AAACGGGUUAACAGUUUUCGUAUGUGUUAUAAUUUUUUGGAACAGUUAUCAACAGGAUGUAUCUAAGGGCAUUGGUGCUAGCGUUGUUGUUUGGAUUUGCAGCCACAUCACGUUAUCCCAAGGGCUUCCAAUACUCCGAGAAGCCAAAUGAAGAGGCGCGCGAUUCACCGAAAAUUCUGCUAUUUACUUCUUACAAACAACAAGAUCCCUUAACAACUGACGUGGAAUACAAAACACCGCUCCGAAUGACUGAAGAUGAUAAUGACGACAAAGUAUAUUUAAAAAAUAUGGACAGACUAAUGAAGACCAAGAGAGACGGUAUUUCGCCUGAAAGCAGGAAACAUUACGACUUUGACAUACGGAAUUACUUUAAAAUCCACGAUAUAACUAAAAAGAGGAUGUUGGCUGCGAAAAAUGUAAUUUUAAAUAUGAAACUUAUUGAAAUGGCUAAUGGUAUACAUUAGAAUAUUUGUUUGCGUGUAACUCCUCUAGUUUUAUUAUUUACUAGCGACCCGCCCCAGCUUCGCAUGGGUGCAAUGAUGAUAUAUUAUGCCUGUAUUAUACAUAUAAACCUUCCUUUUGAAUCACUCUAUCUAUUAAAAAAACCGCAUCAAAAUCCGUUGCGUAGUUUUAAAGAUUUAAGCAUACAAAGGGAUAUAGGGACAGAGAAAGCGAUUUUGUUUUAUACUACGUAGUGAUUUAUAACUUCAAGAUGAAGAGUCCCUCUGUUACUCGAAACUAGUAGAGCUUUUCUCCAUUAAUUUACGUGAGUAAACCGUGAUUUUUAUUUACUACUCGUAUAUAACAAGCGAAUAAGGUU
Spodoptera frugiperda (fall armyworm) is the source of this 820-nucleotide messenger RNA. RefSeq lists its product as uncharacterized. The transcript has 2 exons. The coding region runs from base 57 to 464 and encodes 135 amino acids. The record is from RefSeq and is a predicted model, not a curated record. Lineage: Eukaryota; Metazoa; Arthropoda; Insecta; Lepidoptera; Noctuidae.